UGUCAGGUUAUCCAUAAUUGUUCCCAAUUGUCUCUCAAGUAAUCACUUGCCAAGACAAAGGAACUGAUUGAGUUGUUGUCUUGGGUAGGUCAGUGUGUGUAAGAGAGAUGCAACAAUUCUAAUCUUAAGCUGACCAAGAGAGCACAAUGGACAAGAGGAAGACAGCUCUUUUGGCAAGAAGCUAGUUGUUGCUGAGACACAAUGGACAAUGGUAGACAGGGCCUUGUCUCACGGCCCCAGCGGAUUAGUGAAUCCUCCAAGGUGUACCGCUGGGUGGAGCAGGCGAGCGUGAUUCUGCAGGGUCUGAACGAUCAGCGAGAGAGCGGCCAGCUAUGUGACGUGGUGCUGCUGGCCGACGAGCAGCGAGUCCCGGCCCACCGAGCGGUGCUGGCCGUGGCCAGCCCCUACUUCCACGCCAUGUUCACCCUGGCCAUGAGGGAGGAGCACCAGGCCGAGGUGGAGCUUGUGGGCGCCUCGUACAUCGGCCUCAAGGCCGUGGUCGACUUCCUGUACAGCGGAGAGCUGCUGUUGGACGGUGGCAACAUCGACUACGUCCUGGAGACGGCUCAUCUGCUUCAGGUGUGGCGUGUGGUGGACUUCUGCUGCCAGUAUUUGGAGCAGGAAGUGAGUGAGGACAACUUCCUGUACCUCCAGCAGCUGGCCCAGCUGUACAGCCUGCAGCGCCUCGACCUCUACAUCGACCACUUCAUCCUCCAGCGCUUCGCCACCCUCUCCUUUACCCCACACUUCCUGCGGGACCUCCCUGUGCACAAGCUGACCGUCUACCUGGCCAGUGAGCAGGUGCAGCACGACAGUGAGCAGGCACUGCUCCAGGCUGCCCUCCAGUGGCUGAGCCAGACCCCCACACGCCACACCCACGCUCGCCACCUGCUCUCCCACAUCCGCUUCCCGCUGAUGCCCACGGCUGAGCUGACGGAGCGCGUGCUGCCCGCCCUGCAGGCCCUCCUGCCCGGAGAGGCCGUGUGCCAGGCCCUGGUGGAUGAGGCUCGGAGCUACCACGCCCGGCCCAGCGCCCAGCCCCUCCUCCAGACGGGCCGCACCGCUCUGAGGGGCGGGGUGGAGCGCCUCCUGCUGGUGGGGGGGGAGGUGUCGGAGCGCGGCGAGGAGCUGAGCGCAGACGUGUGCUGGUUGGACGGGGAGGCUGGGGGUUGGGGGGUGGAAACCCAGCUGCCGGCCCAGAGAAGCCACCACUGCCUGGCCGUGCUGGGGGGGUUCAUCUACACUGCGGGGGGGAGCUUGUCUCGGGACAACGGAGGGGACGCCGCCUGUAACCUGCUGUACCGCUAUAAUCCCUGUGACAACCAGUGGACCAAAGGUGCUUCUAUGAACCAGAGUCGUGUGGACUUCUUCCUGGACGCAGUUGGGGAGUGCCUGGUGGCUGUUGGGGGGAGGAACGACAGUGGAGCUCUCUCCUCUGUGGAGGUGUACCACCCUGCUCAGGACUGCUGGAGCUACGUAGCUAGCCUGCCCAGGUUCACCUAUGGCCAUGCUGGCACCGUGCACCAAGGCAUGGUCUACAUAUCUGGCGGUCACGACUACCAGAUCGGUCCGUAUCGUCGAGAGGUCCUGAGCUACGACCCUGGAGGAGGCGGCGACAUGUGGGCAGAACGUCCUCCCAUGGCCUCAGCGCGGGGUUGGCACUGCAUGGCCUCCCUGCACCACCUCAUCUACGCCAUCGGGGGAAGCAACGACCACGAGGAGAGCGCCGAGCGCUUCGACAUCCUGGCGGUGGAGGCGUUUGACCCACGUUGCGAGCAGUGGACACGCGUGGCACCCCUGCUGAAGCCCAACAGCGAGGCGGGGGCAGGGGUGUGGGGGGGGCGGAUCUACGUCCUGGGAGGGUACAGCUGGGAGAACAUGGUGUUCUCCAGGUCCACGCAGGUGUUCGACCCGGAAAAGGGCCAGUGGGAGCAGGGGCCGGACCUGCCCAAACGCAUCGCAGGGGCGUCGGCCUGCGUGUGUACUGUGAAGCCCCCGCCUGCUGGAACGCCCGACAGGAAAGAGACGGGACAGAAGGUCAAAGGUCGACGGCUUCCCACCUAAGAUGACACUGGAAGAAGAAAGCCUCGGAGAGGUGGCAAUGUGGACAGUCCUGUGUGAUGUGUAAUCAUCAACAUCCAAAGGUCCAAACACACACCUAAAACUCUGAACACAAGUACUGUCAUGUCAAGGUCAAUGAAAGCACAAUGUAUACGUGGGAAUAUUUACCAUAUGGUGUUAUCAUUUAGUAUUUUACUACUCUGUUACUGGAGGAACAUGCAGACUCUAGGCCACAGGUCUGGAAUGGCCACACCUGCCAGUGAAGAACAUAACCAGGAUUGUUGGUUCUAUGGACAGAACGUCCCCUUCUUUCCAAGAACCUUCCAAUGAAAUCUCAUAGUAGGUUCUGUACUGGACGUGUGAUUGUGUACAAAUUCUGUCACUCUGAUUCUGAACAUGCUGAUUGUCUGGUUUCAUGUUGGGUCUGUGGACAGGUGAGGGGUUAGAUAUCUUCACCUGUGCCACAUCUCCUUAAGCACAAGUGUUCUGUACUGGUCUACUUCCAUCAGCGGUGUUGUUGAGACCCUUCCAAUAGGCCUGGUCUGUCUGCUUCACAACUACUGUUAGUAGUUGUUACACAAUGCCAAUUAUAGCUGCUUUAUAACACUGAAUGUUGUAGUUUGCGUUUGAAUUAUUUGUAUCGUC
This is a messenger RNA of Osmerus eperlanus (European smelt), 2706 nucleotides long. RefSeq names its product kelch-like family member 36 (gene klhl36). Lineage: Eukaryota; Metazoa; Chordata; Actinopteri; Osmeriformes; Osmeridae. The transcript has 8 exons. Gene Ontology annotation, molecular function: cullin family protein binding. The coding region runs from base 202 to 2064 and encodes 620 amino acids. The record is from RefSeq and is a predicted model, not a curated record.